Messenger RNA from Malania oleifera, 1573 nucleotides. RefSeq names its product rhodanese-like domain-containing protein 11, chloroplastic. NCBI's taxonomy places the organism in Eukaryota, Viridiplantae, Streptophyta, Magnoliopsida, Santalales, Ximeniaceae. The transcript has 10 exons. Bases 315 to 1184 code for a protein of 289 amino acids. The record is from RefSeq and is a predicted model, not a curated record.
UUCACACCAAACGGAAGUAAAAGAUCACCCUCUAAAACGAAGCACAGUUACUCUUACGAUUACGCGAAUACUCAAACUUAUUCCUUUUCCAUGCAUGUCUGGCAUAAUAAUAAAUAAUUUUGAGGGAAAGAUCUACAUCAAAUAUUUAUUUCCUAAAAUUUAUAAUUUGUAUUAUAAUUUUAUUUAAAAAAACCGAUUAUCAGGCCAGCCGAGACGUCCAAACUCGGUCGAGGGGUUCUGGGCAGUCGGGCAGACGACAGAUGGCAUUGGAUAAGCAAUAGCAUUAGCAUCCCCGAGUUUCCAGGGUCUCAACAAUGGAAGCUUUGGGACUUCUACCUCUCAGCACACUUCCCUGUUCGCGUUCCACCUUUAUCAAAGGGAGAACCUAUUAUCACCUCAACCUUUCUGAGCCAUCUUCUCUGAAAUUUAGACCCAUUAAUGGAAUUCACCACAAGCAUUCAGGUGUUAUUAGGAUGAGGGUUGAUGAAGAAGAGUACGAGCUGAAGCAAAUGAAGGAUAUGACUGCAGCUCGGAAGAGAUGGGAGGCUCUGGUAAGGGAAGAAAAGGUUAAAGUUCUUACACCAAGGGAAGCUGGGUAUGCUAUUCAACUCUCGAACAAAACCCUACUUGAUGUUCGCCCCUCUACGGAGCACAAAAAGGCAUGGGUUAAACACUCAACCUGGAUUCCGAUCUUUGAUGUUGAUAAUAGAUUUGAUGCUGGAACUCUUUCCAAAAAGAUCACAAAUUUUACGAUGGGAGGUUGGUGGAGUGGUGUGCCUACAUUGUCUUAUGAUAACCGAUUCUUGUCAAAAGUUGUGGAGAAAUUUCCAAAAGAUACAGACCUCAUAGUUGCUUGUCAGAAGGGAUUGAGAUCUCUAGCUGCUUGUGAGCUACUGUACAAUGCUGGCUACAGAAACCUUUUUUGGGUUCAAGGGGGCCUGGAGGCUGCUGAAGAAGAGGAUCUUGAGAGAGAAGGUACUCGGCCUUUCAAGUUUGCUGGAAUUGGUGGAGUUUCAGAGUUCCUUGGUUGGACUGAUCAACAGAGAGUUGCAGCUUCCAAGGAAGGUUGGGGUUAUCGAUUAGUUUUCUCCGCCCGUCUGGUUGGAGUUUUCCUCGUUGCUGAUGCAUUAUUUCUUGGGGUUCAGCAAGUGGGUCGUUAUCUUCAGGAUAUAAGAUCUCACUGAGGGUAAUUUGGCACUUUUGACGUCAUCCCAAGGAGUAUGUUUUUCAGUUAUUGUCACCUUAUAGAGACUGGAGAAUCAUGAGGAUACCAAUUUUGGAAACUCAAGUAUCACUAAUGAGAACUGCUUUCACACUACCUCAAUCAUUGUCAUGUUUUUUCCACCCUAAUAUCUCGGUCAACUGAGUUGUGUAUAAGCAUGUAUGCCCUGUGCUCAUGUCAAUAUAUACAGCUUGUUGAAGCUGCCUCUUCUAUUUAUUGUCUUAUUGAGAACAGUUUGUAAAAUAAAGUUUGGUUAAUCAGCUGCUGCUGUUUAGAAUUUAAUUCUUUUUUCUUUGAUUUCUACUGCCUUGUAAGUUUGCAUCAUCUAAGAUGUACAUUUUUCCAUUCCAA